Diabrotica balteata is the source of this 3686-nucleotide messenger RNA. The record is from the annotation of a GenBank genome assembly. Lineage: Eukaryota; Metazoa; Arthropoda; Insecta; Coleoptera; Chrysomelidae.
GUCAAAACUAAAAUAGACAGGCAUCUGCAUCAAAGCAGAGUUGUGCUUCUUUAUUUAUUUUGUAAUUUUGAGUACAAUAUAGCAAGAUGUACGAUCAAGAAGAUGAUCAAUUUGACGAUGAAGAUACAGAAGAAAUCAGUGGAGAACUCUGGCAGGAAGCCUGUUGGAUUGUUAUUAAUGCCUACUUCGAUGAAAAAGGUUUGGUACGACAGCAGUUGGACAGUUUUGAUGAAUUCAUUCAAAUGUCCGUACAGAGGAUAGUUGAAGAUUCUCCACAGAUAGAUCUACAAGCAGAAGCACAACAUACAUCUGGGGAAAUCGAAACUCCACCUAGAUAUUUGCUGAAGUUUGAACAGAUCUACCUUUCAAAACCUACCCAUUGGGAGAAAGAUGGUGCCCCAUCUCCUAUGAUGCCUAAUGAAGCUAGAUUAAGAAAUUUGACAUAUUCUGCCCCUCUUUAUGUAGAUAUAACAAAAACAAUUGUGAAGGAAGGAGAGGAUCCUAUAGAAACUCAACAUCAGAAAACUUUUAUAGGUAAAAUUCCCAUUAUGUUAAGGUCAACAUACUGUCUGCUUAGUGGCUUAACAGAUCGUGAUUUAACAGAAUUAAACGAGUGUCCGUUAGAUCCUGGUGGAUAUUUCAUAAUUAACGGUUCUGAAAAAGUAUUAAUCGCUCAAGAAAAAAUGGCAACUAACACAGUAUAUGUAUUUUCAAUGAAAGACGGAAAAUAUGCGUACAAAUCUGAAAUAAGAUCUUGUCUGGAGCAUAGCUCUCGACCGACAUCAACUCUGUGGGUAAAUAUGAUGGCUCGUGGUGGUCAGGCCAUUAAAAAAGCUGCUAUAGGUCAACGUAUUAUAGCUAUUCUCCCAUAUAUCAAACAAGAGAUCCCCAUAAUGAUCGUAUUUAGAGCUUUAGGAUUUGUAGCCGAUAGAGAUAUUCUAGAACACAUUAUUUACGAUUUCGAUGAUCCAGAAUUAAUGGAAAUGGUGAAGCCUUCAUUAGAUGAAGCUUUCGUAAUUCAGGAACAAAAUAUUGCUUUUGAAUUUCAUCGGAGCUAGAGGUGCCAGGCCAGGAGUAACCAAAGAAAAGCGUGUGAAAUAUGCUAGAGAAAUUUUACAGAAGGAAAUGUUGCCUCAUGUCGGUGUAUCCGAUUUUUGUGAGACUAAAAAAGCCUAUUUUCUUGGAUAUAUGGUACAUCGACUUUUACUGGCUGCACUCGGACGUCGUGAGUUAGAUGACAGAGAUCACUACGGAAAUAAGAGACUCGACCUGGCUGGACCAUUAUUGGCUUUCCUAUUCAGAGGGCUUUUCAAGAACCUAAUGAAAGAAGUUCGUAUGUACGCUCAGAAGUUCAUCGACAGAGGGAAAGAUUUUAAUCUCGACUUGGCCAUCAAAACUAAACUGAUAACGGACGGUUUGAGGUAUUCUCUUGCUACUGGAAAUUGGGGCGACCAGAAAAAAGCCCAUCAAGCCAGAGCUGGCGUGUCCCAAGUAUUGAAUCGUUUAACUUUCGCAUCCACCUUAUCACAUUUAAGGCGUGUCAAUUCUCCCAUUGGACGAGACGGUAAACUAGCCAAACCUCGACAGUUGCAUAAUACUUUGUGGGGAAUGAUCUGUCCUGCUGAAACUCCAGAAGGUGCCGCUGUAGGACUCGUAAAAAAUCUUGCUCUUAUGGCUUAUAUUUCCGUCGGUUCCCAACCCUCGCCGAUAUUGGAGUUCUUGGAGGAGUGGUCCAUGGAAAACCUGGAAGAAAUAGCGCCAUCUGCAAUUGCUAAUGCUACCAAAAUCUUUGUGAAUGGUUGUUGGGUGGGAAUUCACAGAGAUCCCGAACAACUCAUGGCGACACUGCGUAAACUUCGGCGUCAAAUGGACAUCAUCGUAUCAGAAGUAUCGAUGAUCCGAGAUAUUCGUGACAGAGAAAUAAGAAUUUAUACAGACGCCGGAAGAAUAUGUAGACCUUUGUUAAUCGUCGAAAAUGGCCAGUUGCUUUUAAAGAAAAGACACAUUGAUAUGUUGAAAGAAAGAGAAUAUAAUAAUUAUGGUUGGCAGGUACUGGUCGCGUCUGGUGUGGUGGAGUACAUAGACACGUUAGAAGAAGAAACCGUAAUGAUUGCCAUGAACCCCGAAGAUUUACGUCAAGACAAAGAAUGCGCUUAUUGUACAACGUACACUCAUUGUGAAAUCCAUCCAGCUAUGAUUUUAGGAGUUUGCGCUUCCAUUAUUCCGUUCCCAGAUCACAACCAGAGUCCCAGAAACACCUAUCAAAGUGCUAUGGGUAAACAAGCCAUGGGUGUAUAUAUUACAAAUUUCCACGUUAGAAUGGACACACUGGCCCACGUCCUCUACUAUCCACAUAAACCUUUGGUAACAACAAGAUCUAUGGAGUAUCUUAGAUUCAGAGAAUUACCGGCUGGAAUCAAUAGUAUCGUUGCGAUUGCUUGUUAUACUGGAUACAACCAGGAAGAUUCUGUUAUUUUGAACGCUUCUGCAGUGGAAAGAGGAUUUUUCAGGUCUGUGUUUUACCGGUCUUACAAAGACGCCGAAUCCAAACGAAUAGGAGACCAGGAAGAACAAUUCGAAAAACCAACAAGACAAACGUGUCAGGGCAUGAGGAAUGCCCUUUACGAUAAAUUAGACGAUGACGGACUCAUAUCUCCCGGAAUUCGUGUGUCUGGAGACGACGUAGUUAUAGGAAAAACUAUGACGCUACCAGAAACAGAUGACGAGUUGGAUGGAACUACAAAACGUUACUCCAAGAGAGACGCAUCAACAUUUUUGCGUAACAGUGAAACUGGAGUUGUUGAUCAAGUGAUGUUAACGCUAAAUUCAGAAGGAUACAAGUUCUGUAAGAUAAGGGUGAGAUCUGUGAGGAUUCCACAAAUUGGAGACAAGUUCGCGUCUAGACAUGGACAAAAGGGAACGUGCGGUAUUCAAUACCGUCAAGAGGAUAUGAUUUUUAGUGCUGAAGGUAUUACUCCAGACAUUAUCAUCAAUCCUCACGCUAUCCCCUCCCGUAUGACGAUUGGUCACUUGAUCGAGUGCAUCCAGGGUAAGGUAUCAUCCAAUAAAGGAGAAAUCGGUGAUGCUACACCUUUCAACGAUGCCGUAAACGUACAGAAAAUCUCCACUUUGCUACAAGAAUAUGGCUAUCAACUCAGAGGCAACGAAGUAAUGUAUAAUGGCCAUACGGGACGUAAGAUAAACGCUCAAAUUUUCUUAGGGCCCACUUACUAUCAAAGAUUGAAGCACAUGGUGGACGAUAAGAUCCAUUCCAGAGCUAGAGGACCAUUGCAGAUUCUCGUAAGACAGCCUAUGGAGGGUCGUGCAAGAGACGGAGGUCUGCGUUUCGGUGAGAUGGAACGAGAUUGCCAGAUUUCGCAUGGUGCGGCACAAUUCUUAAGAGAGAGGCUGUUUGAAGUUUCUGACCCUUAUAGAAUCCAUAUUUGCAACUUUUGUGGUUUGAUAGCUAUUGCCAAUUUGCGGAACAACACGUUUGAAUGUAAGGGUUGCAAAAAUAAGACGCAAAUAUCGCAAGUUAGACUGCCUUAUGCAGCGAAAUUACUGUUCCAAGAACUAAUGUCGAUGAAUAUAGCGCCGAGACUUAUGGUACUAUAGAUAUUUUAAGUAAUAAAAUAAAUGUCCUUAUUUAAGAGUAUUUUAUAUUGAAAUAAACAGUAAAAUUAUAA